AUGUCUAAAGUUAAAAAGUUUGUUACACGCAUUAGAAAAUCAAAAAGAAAUGGUACUGAAGAUCGUAAAGGUCCUAAAAUUGGCAGAAUUGGUAAAAAAUCUAAAAAAUCAAAAAUACGUGCAGGUGAUCCAUUUAAUGUAGCUGCAAGGCAGAGUAAACUUAUUAAUAUAAAUAAAAUAAAUAAACCAAUAAAUGAAGAAGAAUUAGAUGUCCAAAAACCACCACGUUCAUUUAAAAUGAUGCAAGCUGCAAAAGAAAAAAUGAAAGAAAUUGAAAGUAAAAAGCAAAAAAAUAAAAAAACAGUAUCAAAAGUAACAGAAAUUAGUGGAAAGCUAGGAUUUGUUAAAAAACAUUAUGAAGAUGACUCUCAGUUAGUACGUCGUGUUGCUAAUAAGAUUAACUCUGACGUUAUGGAACAAACAAUUUUAGCUAAAUAUGGAUUAGCUGGUAGAAAUCAAAAAGAAUUAGAUAAAGAUUUGUUAGAAUUAGAAGCUGAAAAAAAGAGAAAGAAAGAAGCUAAAAAAAUAUUACACGAGAGAAGAAUUGCUAAUCUUAGGGCAAAAGAAAAAAAAAUUGUAAAAAUGUAG
Messenger RNA from Strongyloides ratti, 588 nucleotides. RefSeq lists its product as hypothetical. The transcript has a single exon. Bases 1 to 588 code for a protein of 195 amino acids. The record is from RefSeq and is a predicted model, not a curated record. Lineage: Eukaryota; Metazoa; Nematoda; Chromadorea; Rhabditida; Strongyloididae.